AUGUCAUCAACAGCCAAAACUCAAAAACAACCAACAAAAGCAUUCAUUCUCGGUCGUUUUCGAAACACCUCUCAUGAUCUCCUCUCCACUGAAAAAUCACUCCUUUCCAUUCCAACUUGUUUUGGAAAGAUUGAAUUAUCAGGUCUUCGAUGCAUUUCCCUCUUUUCCAUGUUCGUCAACAUUGCCGCAUUUUGUGUCUUGUUAGCAAUUUUGGUUCAAGUUUAUUACUUGCAAUCCAAUCAUAAUUUUCUUAUUGUUGAAUAUACUGUGGAUGCUGCUCGAUUUAGGGAUAUCAUUACGAAUAGUGUCAAAACAGCAACUCUGUAUGCAGCGUGUUUGCCUGUGCUCAAUAUUUCGGUCAUGUCAAAAGGCAUCAAUACAACGACAGCUGUCAUGACAUCAUCAUUGGUGACGACUCAGCUCAAUAACUAUAACCGAUUCAUGGAUCGAUUUCCAGUGUUCUUGAAUCGAGUAAUUUCAAAUCUCACACAAGAAGAAAUUCAAUUGUUGCAACUCAAUGACACUUCCUUGUAUGUCAAUAGUUCUUCGAUUCAAUUGGAAGCUCAAGCUGCAUCUUUAUUGAAAAAAGGUCAAUCGUUGGAAGCUCUCAAACUCUUACUUACAGACGAAUACUUGAAUAUUUCAUCCACUGCGAACAAAUUGGAACCAAUUGUCAAAUAUGUCAACGACAAGGAACUUGCAACCAAUACUAAAUUAUCCUCGGGAGCAUUGGCCGGAUUAGUCAUUGUUUGUGUGUCCAUGGCUAUAGUCAUACCUGUGGUUGUAUUAACUCUGGUGUGUGCAUUGAAUCGAGACGCCUUAUAUCGAAAGAGAUUACAACGAGCCAAUGCAGUCAUGUUGAUCGAUACCAUGCAAGAUUCUCAAUUACGAGAAUUAUUUAGAAAACAUUGUGAAAAGGAACAUUCUUUAGAUAAUUACUUAUUUUUGGAGAGAAUUGGAGAGUACAAGAAUUUGUGUGCGAAAAGUUUUGAAAUCAAAUCUGUGUUGUUUGAUUACAGUUCAAGCGACAUGAAUGAUGAUUCCAUGUCUGUGACCACGGCAAUAACCAACAAUUCAGAUCUUUCUGAAAAUGGUAAAAAGAAGAAAAAGAGUCCUCAUCAGUACACAGAACAAGAUUUGAAAGAAGUUGAAAAGAAAAAGUUCGAACUCGCAACUCUGAUUUAUUCUGAAUUUUUAAGAAUUGAAGGAGCUCAUUCUGUGAAUAUUUCAAAAAAGAUGGCUGACACAGUCAAGUUGGAAUUGGAACGAAUUUCUACAACGACAAGUGGCAGCUCUACAGAAAAAGAAGUCACAUCUCCCAACACAACCUCAUCCUCCACCGAUCAAGAACGCCCCAGUGUUGGUAUCUUUGAUUGGGAAGAAAAAACUUUAUCUGAACGCCUUUUCGAUGAAUUGGAAAAUGAAAUUGCCAUUGUCAUGAUUGACACCCAUCAUCGAUUUAAAUUGAGUUUGGAAUUCCAAAAACAAAUGAAAAUUCAUAACAUCCAAACCAAGUUGAAACAACAACAAAAGGGAGCAUCGUCAUCGAAUCCAACAACAGCAAACGUAAUCAGCCCUCCUCCUUCCAAUUCUGUUCAACAACAAAACACUGUUGUGAAUUUUAACACAUCUACUACCACAGUAAAUGACUAA
Molecule: messenger RNA, 1653 nt
Organism: Naegleria lovaniensis
Lineage: Eukaryota; Heterolobosea; Eutetramitea; Acrasida; Naegleriidae
Exons: 1
Coding region: 1-1653 (550 amino acids)
Source: RefSeq, a predicted model, not a curated record